This is a messenger RNA of Bombina bombina (fire-bellied toad), 1575 nucleotides long. RefSeq names its product glycogenin 2 (gene GYG2). Gene Ontology annotation, cellular component: cytoplasm. Gene Ontology annotation, molecular function: glycosyltransferase activity. Lineage: Eukaryota; Metazoa; Chordata; Amphibia; Anura; Bombinatoridae. The transcript is spliced from 10 exons. Bases 245 to 1429 code for a protein of 394 amino acids. The record is from RefSeq and is a predicted model, not a curated record.
CUCCUCCUUGUCACUAAUCCACUCCCUCGCACGUCAGACAGACUGUGGCUUUGCUCCCGUGGGUUUAUCAUAACUGCAGUUUGGAUCACUGUCCUGUACCCGAAAACCACAGGCAAGGACAUCUGGAGGACUUUGUGCAAUAGAGAUCUAACCUGCUUUUUAAUAGUGAAGAUUCCCCUGUUCAUGGGUUAUAGAAGAAUAAAGACAUAAGACUACUGUUUCGUCUCUCAGCUAAAUUUCCAUAAUGCCAGUUACAGACCAGGCGUUUGUGACCCUUUGCACAAAUGAUAUAUACUGUCAAGGGGCCUUGGUUCUUGGGAAAUCGUUAAGGAAUCACGGAACGUCCAGAAAAUUAGUAGUAAUGAUUACCUCUCAAGUUACUACCAGAAUGAGGGGAAUCCUCAAUAGUGUGUUUGAUGAAACCAUUGAAGUAGACACAUUAGACAGUGCAGACUCAGUACAUUUGUCUUUAUUAAAGCGACCUGAACUUGGAAUAACCUUUACCAAACUUCAGUGCUGGACACUUACUCAAUAUACCAAAUGUGUCUUUAUGGAUGCAGACACAAUUGUACUUUGUAAUAUUGAUGAGCUGUUUGACCGAGAAGAGUUUUCAGCAGCUCCUGAUUCUGGAUGGCCAGAUUGCUUUAAUAGCGGUGUAUUUGUCUUCAGACCUUCAAUUGAAACAUUUGGCCGCCUUCUUCAAUUUGCAGAAAACAAUGGAAGCUUUGAUGGAGGUGAUCAAGGCUUGUUAAAUAGCUUCUUCAGUAACUGGUCAACAGCGGACAUCAGCAAGCAUUUGCCCUUUAUCUAUAACUUAAGCAUCAGCAAUAUUUAUACCUAUGCACCUGCUUUCAAACAAUUUGGCUCAGAGGCAAAAGUUAUUCAUUUUAUUGGUACACCAAAGCCCUGGAACUGCAAGUACAAUCCUCAGACUCAGUGGAUUGUAGACAAUGAAUCUUUAAGUGGACACCAUAAUCUUUCUUUCCUAGUUCUUUGGUGGCAAAUCUUUAUUUCAGACAUCCUGCCAUUACUGGCACAACAGGAAGAGCUUGAUAAAGAAAAUAGUCAGCAGCAUCAAAUUGGAAGGAUUGAGAUUAUUUUGAAGAAUGAAAUCCCAUCCUCUGUCUACCCUGAGGAGACACCUUCAGAAAAUACUGACAGCAUACCACCUGAUAAUGUUUGGGAGCAGCAGACAUUGGAUGACAGUGUUCCAGCUCAAGAAAUACAACUCCCCCCUCAACCACUCACUCAAGACAUCAUCUAUAUGGGGGAGCUUGCCCAUUCAGUUUCUGAGUUAUCUAUCCAAGAGACAGAAGAACAGCCAAGAACUGAAGAUGAACGCCAGAUGUGGGAACAGGGACACAUUGACUACAUGGGGAAAGAUUCCUUUGAAAACAUACAAAGAAAGCUAGAUCGCUUUUUACAUUAAUCACUUGCUUGAUUGUUUUUACAUUGCUGUGAGCAAAGUCUAUUUUACCAUAUUUAUUGUGAAGUGAUAUAAUUUGAUUUUAUUUUACAGUUUACUAUACAUUAAAGAAAAUAUGAUGGGAACCAAUAAUUCUCAAUAAAAUAAAA